UGGUGCGCCUGCUUUCUUGACAAAUAGGGAGGCGGGCUGAGAGCCUGAGAGGAGAAGCCAAGCCGACGGCAGCAACCAUAACAACAAAAAAAAAGACAGAGGCGGAGCGGUUACCGAGCGGAGGGAAGGGAGAGGGGCAGUCCACCCUCCCCUCCGAAUCUCCGAUUCCCAUCCAUCAUUCCCUUUCCACCACCACCACCACCACCACCACCACCGCUAUUUAAAUUACUCCCCUCCCUUCCCUUCCUCCAUCCCGUCCUUCUCCACUGCAAUGCGGUGGAGAUCCGCGACCGUCUCUUAAUAACUCUUUCUUGUUAUCCGAGUGCGCCCCUCCUCGGAUCUCGCUACCCCUUCCACGUAGCCCCGCCCCGCCCCGCCCGUCGAUCCUCCAUAACACGGCGGGCCUCGCUUAUUACCAGAUCUCAUGGGAAUGUACGAGCUCAUCAAUGGGGAUGGCAGCGGGAUCGCCGAUCCCAACAAGAACCUCCUCGUCGUCGAAGGCGACGAUGGCUUCCCCCAAAAGGGCGACAUCGAGUCCGGCAAAAAGGUUAUCAGAUCCUCGCCGGUCGCCGCAGGCGGGAGGGACGCCGCCUCCGCCAGGAAGGGGCAGCGCCUCGUCUCGCUCGACGUCUUCCGGGGAAUCACCGUCGCGCUGAUGAUCUUGGUAGAUGAUGCUGGAGCAUUUGUUUCAGCAAUCAAUCAUUCACCAUGGGAUGGUGUAACCCUCGCUGAUUUUGUCAUGCCAUUUUUCUUAUUUAUUGUUGGAGUUGCGUUGGGACUCGCAUAUAAGAGAGUCUCAGACAGUGUUGCAGCAACUAAGAAUGCUGUACUUCGGGCACUGAAGCUAGCCAUUUUAGGUCUCAUUCUUCAAGGUGGCUAUUUUCAUGGCAUUCACAAUCUAACUUAUGGAGUUGAUAUUAUGAGUAUACGAUGGAUGGGUGUACUACAGAGAAUUGCAAUAGCCUAUCUGUCAGUAGCAAUAUGUGAAAUCUGGUUUAGAAGUGAUGAUGAUGUGGAUUCUGGAUAUUCCUUGCUGUGGAGAUACAGAUUCCAAUUGUUGGUCGGUUUGAUUCUUACAACCAUUUACAUGGCCUUCUUAUAUGGGUUGUAUGUUCCUGAUUGGGAGUAUGAGAUACCAGAGGCGGCCUCCAGUCCCAAGAUCUUCUCAGUGAAGUGUGGAGUCAGGGGUGACACUGGACCUGCUUGCAAUGCUGUUGGUAUGAUUGACCACAAAAUCCUGGGUAUCCAACAUCUAUACAAACGCCCAGUUUAUGAAAGGACAAAGCAAUGCAGCAUAAAUUCACCAGAUAAUGGCCCACUUCCACCAGAUGCUCCUUCCUGGUGUCAGGCACCUUUUGAUCCUGAAGGGCUACUUAGUUCCAUAAUGGCAGUUGUUACCUGCUUGAUCGGUUUGCAAUUUGGGCAUGUUAUUGUACAUUUUGAGGAUCACAAGGAUAGAAUCUUUCAGUGGAUGAUUCCUUCCUUCUUCCUUUUAGCUUUAGCCUUCUCACUGGAUUAUUUUGGACUGCAUAUGAACAAGGCUCUAUACUCAUUAAGUUACACAUGUGUCACUGCUGGUGCAGCUGGGAUUCUCUUUGCUGGAAUAUAUGUGCUGGUUGAUGUCUAUGGCUUUAGGCGACCAACCUGUGCAAUGGAAUGGAUGGGAAUGCAUGCACUGAUGAUUUAUAUCCUAAUAGCCUGCAACGUCUUGCCAGUUCUGAUCCAGGGUUUCUACUGGGGUGAACCUCAGAACAACCUUCUGAAGGUUCUUGGAAUUUGAUCAUCUUCUACAAGCACUGGUGGGAGAACCAGCCGUAGCCGCAAUUUCCGUUACAUUGGUACAAUGGAGGAUGCAUAUGAUACUCUCUCACCAAGAUAGAACUGCCAAACACUUCGGUCCAUUUCAACACCUCUAAAGAAACAGCGGCUGGGCCUCGGUUUUGUAUAUGGUUAUAGUUAGAUGUUGCAAGGUUUACCGUUCUGUUGCGGGGCCUUAUUUGCAUUGCUCUUUUUAGCACGUAAAAGGUGGUAGCUUGAAAGGUAGUGCGCAGAUAUAGAUUGUAAUUUGUCCCUUUCAUGGCAUCUACAACUUACAUUAGUAUGAGCAGUUGAGCUUAUAUUAUCCUAUACCUAUUGUGUUGCUU
This is a messenger RNA of Phoenix dactylifera (date palm), 2144 nucleotides long. RefSeq lists its product as uncharacterized. Lineage: Eukaryota; Viridiplantae; Streptophyta; Magnoliopsida; Arecales; Arecaceae. The record is from RefSeq and is a predicted model, not a curated record.